AUGGAAACUAUCAAAUUAAGAAGUCCCAUCAAAGUUGAAUGUGUAUCAACUUUCACAAAAAUAGACGUAUUAAAAAAUACCAAGAAGCUAAAGGGGACCAAUAUUACUAUUUCUCCAGAUCUUACAAAAACUCAACAGGAAAGAAAUAAAAUUUUUAGAAACCACCUACGAGGAAUAAGACAGACAACACAGGAUCAUUGCUACAUGAAAGGAGAAAAACUUUACAGAAAUAGUACAGCUUAUAGUGUAGAAGAUAUUAUACAAAUCGAAGAAAGCUACAAUUCAAUCGUAAUACAACAAUCAAAUAGCGCACCACAAACACCAACAAGAGAAAAUAAUUUAUCUACAUUCAAUCAAGAUAAUAAUAAAGAAAUAAAAGAAUUGAACGAUAUUGAGGACAAAGGAGCAAAAACAGAGAAAAAAGAAGAAAAAGUAGCGGAACAUAAGGAAGAAAGAAAGAGGAUAAACAGAAAAGUCAACAAAUACAGCAAAAAAAUAAAGAAAAAGAAAAGGAAAGAAGAAAGAGCAAUUGCUCAGUUGUUGCACGCGAACAUACCUUUUCAUUCCGAAGGAAAAUUUCUUGGGAUCGCUCAUUUUGAUUUUAUCAAUUCCAGACGGAACUUACUAUGUCGAAUUCUAACAAUAACGUUAAUAGUGUCGACGGAAUUUAUGGCUCUUUGUUGGACUCUAAUUUCCAGCGUUAACGCCUGA
Molecule: messenger RNA, 711 nt
Organism: Psylliodes chrysocephalus
Lineage: Eukaryota; Metazoa; Arthropoda; Insecta; Coleoptera; Chrysomelidae
Source: the annotation of a GenBank genome assembly